UUCGCCUUUGCUGAAAUGAUGAAGAACACUACUAUCGCACUUCUCGCGUUGACCGCCGGAAGUGCUUCCGCGCAGUUUUUCGUUCUCUAUGGCAGAGACACUGUUGUCUCUCGCAUCGAUCCUAUCGUCUCUCCCGGAAGCAUUGGCAUGCAUGCCCACGAGUUCAUGGGUGCCGGCAACAUCAACCAGAACUCAGACUACGAUUCACUCCAAAAGUCGACCUGCUCGAGCGUCGGACGUGCCAAUGGUAAUCCUAUCGUCGAGGACAAGAGCGCCUACUGGCACCCGACUCUCUACGUCAAGGCCACCAAUGGCACAUACAUCAGAACCAACGGACACCAGAUCUACUACAUCAACGCCGGUACUGGCCAGAUGCGCGAGCCUUUCGAGUUCCCCAGGGGCUUCCGCAUGACUGCUGGAAACGCAUACAUCCGUGCCGCGCAAGAGCACACUCCUACUAAUAUGGACGACAUCACUCAGUGGAUCUGUCACGAAACUCCUUCGUGGAACGAAGGUACUCAAGGCGGCUUUCCCAAAGGUGUUACAUCUUGCUCACAGUACCCCUACUUCAAUGGCGCCAUCGAGUUCCCUCACUGCUGGAACGGCAAGGACUUCAACCUGAACUCUCCCUACUCACACAUGGCCUAUCCCGUUGGCGACAUCAGAAAUGGAGCUUGUCCCGACACCCAUCCCAUCAAGCUUCCUCAUCUCUUCAUGGAGAACAACUACGAUCUGUCAAGCAUCGAGGGAGAGUUCGAGGUCGACUCGUUCGUGCUUUCUAACGGAGACCCCACCGGCUACGGCUUCCACGCCGACUUCGUAAGUACACCACCAAGUUUGAGCCAAGCGCAUUCUAACAGUUGUAUANNGUACAACGGCUGGCAAGAAGGUGUUCUGCCUAACCUGCUCACUGGCUCCAGCGCUUGUGCAUCUCACGAUGUCGGCGACUGCUCUGGCGUGACCUUCGAUUCCAGCAUGAACUGGGCUCAGUGCACCACCACUAACCAAUUCCCUGAAGAUCUGAACGGCCCUCUCUCUGCUCUGCCUGGUUGCAACCCCAUCACCACUGUCAACCCUGCCCCGCAAUGCAAGCCUUGUGCUGCUGGUGUGGUAGGUGGACAGUGCAACGCUGCCGCCGCAGCCAGCUCUAUGACCACUAGCACAAAGAAGGCUCCUUCGACCCUCCAGACAACUACAAAGCCCGCCUCUUCAACCAUGCAGAGCUCGAUGACGACCACUACGACCACCAAAACCGUGACUUCGACGACCACCGAGCAGUCGACUACCACCGUAACCAGCGACGCUCCCAAGAGCACCGAAUGCGACGCAUGA
This is a messenger RNA of Aureobasidium vineae, 1332 nucleotides long. The record is from the annotation of a GenBank genome assembly. NCBI's taxonomy places the organism in Eukaryota, Fungi, Ascomycota, Dothideomycetes, Dothideales, Saccotheciaceae.